AUGUCUAUUCAAGGACUAGCUGUGAUUUCUUCUUUGUUGUUUAUCUGCUUCUUCAGAGGGAGGUUCUGCAUUUGUGAUGGAACUAUCUGGACAAAGGUUGGAUGGGAGAUUUUUCCAGAAGAAGUGCACUACCCAAAAGUAACGCCUACUCAGUCCCACUGCCUACCCUACCCUCUGAACAAAUUAUGCUGCAGUUUUGCUAAUAUGGAUCUAUAUCAUGGUUCUUUGCAUCUGUUUUAUAUUCUUGUUCAAGCUCUCAUUUUAAUCCUAUUUGUUUUAUCUGUUCAUUACCUGUGGAUGAAAUGGAAGAAACACAAAAAGAAGCUGAAAACACAAGUCUCCUUAGAUACCUCUGGGAAUGAUCUAGAAAGCUUGUCCACCUAUGACAUUGACCAAAUACUCUGCAGACUGUUGGCCACGUCAAUGAUGACAAAGUACCUGAAGCAAGCUUCCCAUCGUCCUCCCGCUAAGAAAGUUAAGCAUCCCCAAUCAAAGAAGAAGAAGGAAGGGAAGGAGCCAAAAGCUACUAGACAUAUACAAAUGCAAAUAUAG
Messenger RNA from Echinops telfairi (small Madagascar hedgehog), 552 nucleotides. RefSeq names its product testis expressed 50 (gene TEX50). The transcript has 2 exons. The record is from RefSeq and is a predicted model, not a curated record. The coding region runs from base 1 to 552 and encodes 183 amino acids. NCBI's taxonomy places the organism in Eukaryota, Metazoa, Chordata, Mammalia, Afrosoricida, Tenrecidae.